Messenger RNA from Naegleria gruberi, 1420 nucleotides. RefSeq lists its product as uncharacterized. Lineage: Eukaryota; Heterolobosea; Eutetramitea; Acrasida; Naegleriidae. The coding region runs from base 106 to 1386 and encodes 426 amino acids. Gene Ontology annotation, cellular component: mitochondrion. The transcript has a single exon. Gene Ontology annotation, biological process: mitochondrial proton-transporting ATP synthase complex assembly. The record is from RefSeq and is a predicted model, not a curated record.
AACAGACUCAUUCUCUGUGGCAAUCAUCACCAACAUCAUUGCCUGUUGUCGGCUUCUUUGAGUCGAUCAUCACCACUCUUAAAAUUUGCUAGUAACAAGUGGAAUAUGAAUAGGAAUACAGGACGUAAUUUUUCUUCUUCCUUCAGAGUUAUGGAUGUUACCUUCUCUCCGGAGGAAUUACAAGUUUUGAAGGAAUUGAGACAAAGUAUGGAUGCACCAGAACCAGAGAAGGAUAAUCGCGUGAAAAAAGGUUCUAAAGGAGACUUUUUACCUGAUCCUGACUUUGAUUAUAGCAAUCUUUCUCCUGAUGAAUUUCUUGAAGCCUUGAGAAAUAAAAAACCAAGAGAAAAUGAAGACGAACUCCAAGGUAGAGACUUGGAAAAGGAUAAAAGAAUGUUUGAUUUACUUGAAGAAUUGUUAAACAAUCCAGAACUUGACCCAACUGAGGAACAAAUUGAGGAACAUAAAAGAAGAGCAACAAGAUCUCUUUUGGAAAUGGAUGAAGACCAACUCACAAAUGGACAAUUACCAAUUAUUUCAUAUGAUGAAUUGAAUAAGAAAUUUUAUAGAAAGGUAUAUAUUGAAGAAACACAAACAAAGGAAAAUACUCCAGAAUUCAGAGUUCGUAUUGGUCAAGAACAACUUUUACGAACAACCACCAACAAGGUAGUAACAGUUCCAUCAAAAGAAAUUGCUGCUGUUGCUGCUGGAGAAUGGGAAUUGCAAGAAGAAUAUGUAAGACCUGCCACCCUUCCUUUCACAGAAUUACUUUGCAGAAUUGAGGAUGUUAAACGUGAAAUUGAUUUCUCAGUUAGCUACAAUAUGAAGAAAACCAUUCAUGGAUUUUUCGAUGGAGAAUUUGUUUGCUUACGUCAAGGAAUGGGAGAUGAAAAAUUCACAAAUUCAAUCAAGGAACAUUGGGAUCCUCUUGUUCAAUGGUUCAAUAAGGAAUUUAACACAGAACUUGUAGUUCUUGGAGAAGAUAGUAGUUUUGCUGAUGAUCCAGCACAAGAAGAUGCUCGUAUCAAGUUUAUUGAACGUUAUACCACCUCCGAAGGUAUAAGAUUAUUUAAAAAGACAGAAAGUGUAAAAUAUUUGUUUGACAGAAUGUCACCAUCUGGUUUGGUUUUAUUGAAUGCAAUGGUUGAAGUUACAGGAUCUGUAGUUAUCGCAUCUGCUUUAUAUGCUGGAAGAAUUAAUGCUAGACAAGCUGCAUUGGCAACUCAAUUACCAGUCAGAGAACAAACAAAUACUUUCGGAUUAGUUAUGGGUGAACAUGAUUUGCAAUUUGCUGAACAAUUUUGCAAGCUCUCAGCUUUGGAAUUGCUUUUGGAAAUUCAUCCACUUUCUAGAGACGUUUCUGAUUCAUAUAGUAAGGUACUUUAAAUAUUUAUUUGAGGCGAAUAAAUUUUAAUUUUGU